AUGAACCAAGCUGCAGAAGCGCCUGUUGUUACUGAAGCUGUUGAUGAAGAGCAAGAUCAGAAUGCGAACAUCAACAACAAUGAUGACAAUCCAAUUCCAGCCAACAUGGGCAUGGAUGAUCCCCGCCGCAAUCGACUGACCCCUGAAGAAUUCGAGUUUGGGAAGCAACUCAAGGAUGCGGUGGAAAUGAUGCCUGAUUUGGAAAAUAUGACCGAUUUCAUGUAUGCUCAGUACGGUGUUGUUGUAAAGAAUGACAUUGACAAUGCCAUCCGCCGAGCACUUGGAGUGCAAGAGUUCAAGAAAGAGUACAAGAUUUUAGACACGUAUGAAGAAGGAUGUCGCUGUCUUGAGAAACUAUUUGAGCUCAUGCCAGGCCAACACCUUGGGUUCAGUUUCAGUCAACAGGAAGGAACCUAUGUCUUUGCCCAUGAUGCCCCCAAGCUGGAUUCAACAAGGCUGAAUACUCCUGAAAAGGUUGAUGAUUGGCUUCGAGGAGGCUAUUAUAUCCAUACUGCAUUUUGUCCUGAUAUGGACUCUAUUCGAAAAGGCAUUAUUUGUCUGGCAGAAUGUGAAGGUUGGGACUGGACGAAAAAGCAGGACCUGAAAACCUUUCAGAAGUUCUUUUCCGAGCUCUUGACAGUCUAUCCUUUCAAUGGACAGCUCAGGCUUUUCCACACGAGCACCACUGUGAACAUAAUGGCGACCUUAUUGCGACAAAUUUUGCCCACCCAUUUAAGAAGCACCUUCAAGACCGGUCUCACAUUUGAGGGCCGGUUGGAUGAGUUUUUUCUGGUUCCAGACGCCAAAACGGCCAAUCAACGAAUGCUAGCUCGUUUAAAGGCAACCUUGAAGCGCCGGUAUGAUCAUGAGAAAUCCUUCUCAUUGAAAGGAAACUGCUGA
Molecule: messenger RNA, 900 nt
Organism: Seminavis robusta
Lineage: Eukaryota; Bacillariophyta; Bacillariophyceae; Naviculales; Naviculaceae
Source: the annotation of a GenBank genome assembly